Molecule: messenger RNA, 1637 nt
Organism: Populus trichocarpa (black cottonwood)
Lineage: Eukaryota; Viridiplantae; Streptophyta; Magnoliopsida; Malpighiales; Salicaceae
Product: ricin B-like lectin EULS3
Exons: 4
Coding region: 286-1377 (363 amino acids)
Source: RefSeq, a predicted model, not a curated record
AAAUAAUUGAUGGGGAAGUUCAUCUUCGGAAAUUCUUGUGUGCUCUUUGAUUUUGUAUCAAUUUUCAAGGAAGAGUUGUCAUGAGAUUUGAUGGAAGAGAAGCUGCCAUUUGGUGCAGGUUUCGUAGGAGCUCAUUGAAUAAACUAAUCAAGUUUCGAGUUCAACAACAGCUAGCCUAAUUAGUUGGAGAUCGAACUAUAUUAUUUAUUUUAAAACACCACUCUAUUUCUCCUCAUCAACCCUUCCCUAGCUUCCCCACAUUGAUCAAUAUCACCGGAAACAACCAUGGAAUUCCCUCACGGCUACUACCCUCAAACUCAUCACCACCGAAGAAAUGAUGAAGAAGAAGAGAGAAGAGAACAUUACCCACCACCAUCCUUCGACCAAACACCACCACCCCUAUUCUACAGAGAGAAUGAAUUUGCACCAGCACCACGACCCUACUCACACUAUUAUCAAGAAUCUCCACAACCACCAAGACCAUAUUUUAAUGAAACUAACUAUUCACCUCCUCCACCACCAACCUCAAUUCAAGAAACUCAGGUCUUUCACACAUCUUCCUUCGACCAAACACCACCACCCCUAUUCUACGGAGAGAAUGAAUUUGCACCACCACCACGACCCUACUCACACUAUUAUCAAGAAUCUCCACAACCACCAAGACCAUAUUUUAAUGAAACUAACUAUUCACCUCCUCCACCACCAACCUCAAUUCAAGAAACUCAGGUCUUUCACACAUCUCAUCAUCAAGGAGUUGACCCUUCUCUUGAUUAUCCACCUGCACCAACACAAGUGACUCAUGUUUCUCAUGAACAAACUGAAGCCCGUCAUUCUUUUAGGCCUCACAUGCCAUCUUUCAAUCACCAGCACACUCAUCAGCCUGGCGCUGCUUCUGGGCUUGACCUUUAUAAUAAACCUAGCUUUAAGGUUUACAGCAAAGCUCAGCCUGAGUUUCACCUCACAAUUAGGGGUGGGAAAGUGAUUCUUGCACCAUCAAAUCCUUCUGAUGAGUUCCAAAACUGGUAUAAAGAUGAAAAGUACAGCACAAGAGUGAAGGAUUCAGAGGGAUGCCCUGCCUUCGCUUUGGUUAAUAAGGCCACUGGUCAGGCCAUGAAGCAUUCCAUUGGAGAGGCACACCCUGUGCAGCUGAUUCCGUACAAUCCAGAUGUUCUUGAUGAGUCUAUCCUGUGGACUGAAAGCAAGGACUUGGGUGAUGGUUUCAGAGCUGUAAGGAUGGUUAACAAUACCCAUCUUAAUGUAGAUGCUUUUCACGGUGAUAAGAAAUCUGGUGGUGUCCAUGAUGGCACCUCUAUUGUUCUCUGGAAAUGGAACAAAGGAGAUAACCAACGAUGGAAGAUCAUCCCAACUCGGUACUGAAUAUGCGUGAUGGUGUUGCCAUUUCUUGAAGCUAUAUUGUAUCUGCGGAACCAUGAAUAAUUUCUCAGGAGAAUUUGUUUUUUGUUCCUUUUGGGAACGUUUUGUGUUGCAUGCUUCUUGGUGUGAGAAACUUGUGCAUCAAACUCUUCGACCUAUGUUUAGCCUUCAUUAUCCUUAAUCAGUUUGAAACAUACAUUGCAGAAUUUGUACUGAUGAACCUUCUGCCCAUAAUGCUUUACAUGCAUGUUCUUGGUGCUGUA